CGACUCCGUCGUAGAGAACACCGGAAGGGAUCAAGAAACAUCCUGUCGAGAUGGAGCGAGUCCAGACUACAGAGGAGAAUUAUGCGAAUCCAAAAACUUGCCUUUUCCAUGUUCUUUUCAAGGCUGCAUCGUUGGCUUUCUACAUACUCUCAGCGCUCUUCAUCGAUAGUUUUGUGAUCAUUUUUGUGGUCACUGUUUUUCUUGCGGCUCUCGAUUUCUGGGUCGUCAAGAACGUCAGCGGGAGGAUACUGGUCGGGCUGAGGUGGUGGAAUGAGAUAGAUGAGCGAGGAGAGAGCGUCUGGAAGUUCGAAUGCUUGGAUCAGGAGUCUCUUGCGCGUAUGAACAAGAAGGAUUCCUGGCUCUUUUGGUGGACGCUUUAUAUCACGGCUGUUGCUUGGAUUUUCCUUGCGAUAUUCUCACUUAUAAGGUUUCAAGCAGAUUAUCUACUAGUUGUGGGAGUUUGUUUAAGCCUCAGCAUUGCAAACAUUGUGGGCUUCACUAAAUGCCGUAAAGAUGCCAAGAAACAGAUCCAACAAUUUGCUAGUCAGACAAUCGCAUCGCAUUUGACAUCAUCGUUGCAGUCAGCAUUUAGUAUCGUCUGAAAUAACAAAUGAACCGAGGAAAUGCUGCAAGUUCGUCACGUUAAGAGGAUAUUGUUUUUCCGGAAGAAAAGGCCGCUUUAUCCUCACUUCUUUUUUUUUUUAUCUUGACCAUUGUACCACACAAGAAAUUUAUUUACUUGUAAUGAAGUCGUUAUGCCAUUUG
Musa acuminata subsp. malaccensis (wild Malaysian banana) is the source of this 765-nucleotide messenger RNA. RefSeq names its product Golgi apparatus membrane protein-like protein ECHIDNA. The record is from RefSeq and is a predicted model, not a curated record. Gene Ontology annotation, cellular component: Golgi membrane. Gene Ontology annotation, biological process: vesicle-mediated transport; protein secretion. Lineage: Eukaryota; Viridiplantae; Streptophyta; Magnoliopsida; Zingiberales; Musaceae.